AUUGACGUAACAUGCAAAUGAGCGAUAGAAAACUGAUCACGCAAAUGUCACCAUUACGAUUUUUUUUGUGGGUGCCCCGUGCCGCCCUGGGCGGUGGCUCAUGUCGCCUAUACCUAAAUCUGCCACUGGUUGUAUGUGCGGUAAUAAUAUGUCGUUGCCGUUGCCUGCUAUUUUACCUGCCGCUCAGAAAGCUACUGCAGCGGUGAUAUUUCUUCAUGGCCUGGGUGACACUGGCAAUGGCUGGGCAGAGGCUUUUGCUGGGAUCCAGACACCACAUGUGAAAUACAUGUGUCCUCACUCGUUUGACAUCAUCGGGUUGCAAACAGAUGCAGAGGAAGACGAAGCUGGUAUUAAACAUGUUUCAGAGAAAACUAAAACGCUGAUUGAUCAAGAAGUGAAGAUUGGAAUAACAUCCCACAGAAUUGUUCUUGGAUGGAGCGUUGUCUCUCUACACUGCUCUCACGACCCAACAGAAGCUGGAGGGAAUGGUUGCUCUCAGCUGCUGGCUCCCUCUACAGUACACCCUCCCUCAAGUAUAGGCUAUCCUGCAUUGGAAGUGUUCUGUGGUGCACUUAGGUUAUACAUAAGAUCCAUUCUAUUGUUUUGGAAUGUAAACAGUCUAUUAGCUUGUUACUUUUACCAAACCACACAAAUCAACAAUGGUCAAAGUAAAUUCCCAGACAUCGACAAAAUCAUUCUAGAGACGUCGCAAGUCAUAGCUGAUUUGAAAUAUAACCCUAAUGUUGUCCUUUCUCAGGUGUCGGCCAACUCUGCCAACAAGGAGAUGCAUGUCCUGCAGUGCCAUAGCGAGGCGGUCCCUCUGGUGCCCGUAAUUUUGAAUGUCUCACAGUGGAGAAACGGAAGACCCUCUGUAACCUAUCCAACAUCACCUAUAAUACCUAUCCCAGAAUGCCUCACAGUGCCUGCCCUGAGGAAAUGAUGGAUAUCAAGCAGUUUAUUGACAAGCAGCUUCCUCCAAUCUAAGGGUUAGACCUACACACCCACUGCCAUUAGAGCUCCUUGAAGGUGACUCCUGUGAUGCUCCAUAGACGGUCUGAACCACAUAUCUCACUCAAUAUAACCUGCUGCUAACUCAGACUGACAGAGACAUAGUCAGGGACAGGCCUGAGGGCUAGCUAGAGACAAGCCAAGGAGAGGGACACCAUAACUUCAAACAAUUGUAUUCUCUGCUGGAGCCUGGUGGAAUCUUUUAAUGUUUGAAUCUGUUUGCCAGUGGCCAGUGCUGUUGUCGGUGUAGCUAUUUGCUAUUGAAAAGCCAUCUCUUCCAGGGAGUAUUUUUUUGAUUGUAUCGUUUUGAAAAUAUGAAUCUUAAUAUGUUGAUUUGCUAUGGGGAAAUAAAACCCUGAUAUAAUGCAAUAGUAAAAGAAGACGACAACAUAUU
This is a messenger RNA of Oncorhynchus tshawytscha (Chinook salmon), 1402 nucleotides long. Its product is annotated as acyl-protein thioesterase 1-like. Gene Ontology annotation, cellular component: cytoplasm. The transcript has 7 exons. The record is from RefSeq and is a predicted model, not a curated record. Gene Ontology annotation, molecular function: carboxylic ester hydrolase activity; palmitoyl-(protein) hydrolase activity. Gene Ontology annotation, biological process: protein depalmitoylation. NCBI's taxonomy places the organism in Eukaryota, Metazoa, Chordata, Actinopteri, Salmoniformes, Salmonidae. The coding region runs from base 101 to 940 and encodes 279 amino acids.